Molecule: messenger RNA, 1298 nt
Organism: Carassius gibelio (silver crucian carp)
Lineage: Eukaryota; Metazoa; Chordata; Actinopteri; Cypriniformes; Cyprinidae
Exons: 6
Coding region: 209-826 (205 amino acids)
Source: RefSeq, a predicted model, not a curated record
AUCUUAGUACGUUCACAUCCGCGUGACCGAAUCACAUGCCCACGUUUUGGAUCCGAGACAGACGGUUGCGAUUGCCACACGUGCGAUUGGGAUUGUCACAAGUGGAUGCAAAGUUAAUGUGUACGCUUGACUGCAUUUAGGAAAUCUCUCAGACGCAUGGUUUUCAACCCUGGUGUGUCAUCAAGGAUAAACAGUAAAUUUUUAUCUUAUGUCUCAAAGAGAGCGGAAGUCAACUUCCUACCUCCACAUCCAAAUGGAGAAAAUGUUGAUAGCCUUGAAAUGGAGAGGCAGGAGCUUCUCGAAGAGGCUGGAGGUUGUGAGUGGUAGUCCAGCUGCUGAAGACUUCAAGGAGAGAUGGCCUGCCUUAUUUUGUGAAGCUGAGAUACAAGAAGAAUUUUGGAGACUAACUACAAUUUCCUUGGAACAGAGCUUCAUGAACAGGCUUGACGCCUACACGCCAAAAAUGAUUACCCUAAUGAAGCUCAAGGGAGGUGUUGUGGGCACCAAGCUGAGGCCGUACAUGGACAUACUGAGUCAGAACCAAUACAUUGAGAUGAGGCGUGAAGCUGUUAUCCGGAGCCUCAUACUGUACAUUGGCGAGAAAGAAGAGGAACUGUUUGAAGAUUGCCAGGAGGACAACCACAGUGACACAGCGCAACACACCCUCAAGAUUCUGGUUGUACAUGGAGCUGAUGGAAAGGAUCCAGUGGAUGUAUCCAUUAUUCUUGAAGGCAAGGAGAUAUUGCCGGGAUGCCAAAAUACUGCUAAAGCUUGUGCCCUGCUUAUGGGACUCAUUUAUGCCCUCAACCUUGAUUCACUUUUUUAAAAUUUAACAGAAUUCGUAAAAGCACUACUCAUUAUCAGUAGGAUGCAGUCUCUUUUAAGAAAUUAUUUUUGACAUUAUUUAGCUAAAUUGUUUUAUAUAGAAAUAUUGACAUCUUUAACUGUUAAACAAAAUGUUUUUAUGCAUUUAAUGCUGUAAUGUUUAGAGCGUAAGUACAGAGUGCUAUGUUGAAUGUUGAAACUGCACUGUUUGAGAGGAUUGUUACUUUUAUUGAAAUAGUAAUGUUGUAUCCAUGCAUUAUAUCCAUGAGGUUUAAACCUCAUCCCAUGUUUUUGUAUACCUCUUGGGGUUAAAACACUUUAUGAUCUUGACAAAUUAAAUUGUUUUCAGGACUCAAAUCCCUAAGGAAACAGUUGUUAUUUAAAACUUAGGUUUUGCUUUAUGUAACUUCAAAAGGUUACAUUUUGACUGAGUCAUUGUUUAAUGUUGGAACAAAAUAAAUGUUUAUUGCAUC